Acanthamoeba castellanii str. Neff is the source of this 1635-nucleotide messenger RNA. Its product is annotated as cellulase (glycosyl hydrolase family 5) subfamily protein. Gene Ontology annotation, molecular function: hydrolase activity, hydrolyzing O-glycosyl compounds. The record is from RefSeq and is a predicted model, not a curated record. The transcript has 4 exons. Lineage: Eukaryota; Discosea; Longamoebia; Acanthamoebidae. The coding region runs from base 1 to 1635 and encodes 544 amino acids.
AUGAUUGUGUUUGUUGUGGCGAUCGCCGCCUUCAGCAUCCUCUGCUCCCUCCGCACCGCCCAGGCCGACGCCUGCUUCGCCACGACCGCACUCAACUUCACCUCGGAGCAGGGCGGGCUGUGGGUCAAUGGCAACCGACUGCGGAUCAAGGGCGCGUCGUGGUUCGGCUUCGAGACCUCGAUCAAUGCGCCCCACGGCCUCUGGUCCAAGUCCUACACCUUCUUCCUCGACUUCCUCGCCGACAACGGAUUCAACGCCAUCAGGUUGCCGUUCCACCUGGCGCUGGCUAUCAACGACGCCACGCCCGGGAGCAUCGACUACAGCGCCAAUUCGGACCUGCAGGGCCUCACCUCGCUGCAGGUGAUGGACAAGAUCAUUCAGGCCGCCGCCGACCGCGGCAUUCUCAUCAUGCUCGACCUCCACUCCUUCACCGCGGACUCGUACGCGUCCGAUGGGCUGUGGUACAACAGCAACAACCCGGAGUCGACAGUGAUCUCGGGCUGGACCAAGAUGCUGCAGCGGUACCAGAAUCAGUGGAACGUGUUCGCCGCCGACCUCAAGAACGAGCCCUACUCGGCCACCUGGGGCACCGGCUCCGACACCGACUGGGCCAAGGGCGCCGCCCGCAUAGCCAACGCCAUAGCCAGCAGCGUGAGCAGCCGCUUCCUCAUCUUCGUCGAGGGCACCGCCAACUCGCCCUCCUGCUCCGACGCCUGCUUCUACGGCGAGGACCUUGUCGGUGUGGCGUCGAACCCGGUUGUGAUCAACAACCCGUGGAAGCUGGUGUACAGCCCGCACGUGUACGGACCCAAUGUGUACGGCCAGUCCUACUUCUCGGCCAGCAACUUCCCCUCCAACAUGGCCGCCAUUUGGGAGGCCCACUGGGGCUACAUCCCGGCCUCGACCGGCCAGGCCGUCGUGGUGGGCGAGUGGGGCGGACCCUACAGCGGCAGCGACGCGACCUGGAUGGACGCCCUGGCGGCCUACCUCAAGUCCAAGGACAUGACCGACCAGUUCUUCUGGUGCCUCAACCCGGACUCGGGCGACACCGGCGGCCUGCUGGCCGACGACUGGUCCACGCCCGUCACGGCCAAGCUCUCCCUGCUCGCUGGCCUGGUCUCUGCGCCCACCGCGUUCAGCGUCAACUCGGCCGGCCAAGUCUGCGUCAGCGGAGCCACCGCCGCCUCGCCCACCCCGGCCGCCGCGUCGCCUUCGUCGUCGCCUAAGGCGGUGGCGGUGUCGCCCUCUUCGUCGCCCAAGGUCACCUCUUCCCCUUCGUCGUCACCGAAGGUGGCCUCGUCGCCUACAAGCUCCCCCAAGGCGGCCGCUACGGUGACGCCCACUCCGGCAGCUUCGGCCGCGGCCAGCCCCUCGGCCUCGCCCGCCAGCGGUACCACAACGACAGACAGCUUCGCCUUCAACGCCGGAUCGAGCGCGUGGUGGAUGUCGGUGACGAUUCCCGGCUCGACCGCGGUGCAGAUCGAUUGUGGCAACGGCCAGGGCUAUGUGGACAUGGUGCCCGGGUGGACGUCCUACAUGUGGACCUUCACCUCGACCAACGGCCAGCCCUGCAAGUCGUCCCUCCAGUUCAUCGUGAACAACGGCUCGGCCCAGACCGUCACCGCUCCCUACUAG